This is a messenger RNA of Cuscuta campestris, 686 nucleotides long. The record is from the annotation of a GenBank genome assembly. Lineage: Eukaryota; Viridiplantae; Streptophyta; Magnoliopsida; Solanales; Convolvulaceae.
GUUUCACUGUCUCAAGUUUGGGCGCCCCAACCGACAAUAUCUCAAAUACCGUUGGCAACCUUAUAAUUGUGAUUUGCCCAGAUGGGAUUACAUUGAAAAACUCGACGGUCAGAUAGUGAAAGAUAUGAAUCGGCUUGGGGCAUUUGAAAUGGUUCUUCAAUCAUGGGCGCGGUGGGUCGAUCGAGAGACAGAUCCAAACAAAACCAAAGUCUUCUACCAAGGAGAAUCUUCCUCCCCCUAUCACUAUCGCGGCAAUUACUGGGGAAAGUCAGCAGACAUAAAUUGUCAAAGUGAGUUUACACCUUUAAAUGAAACGACAAUUUUCACAACGCCUUCGGAGUGCACCAACAUUACAAAGAGGAUUAUGGGCGAAAUGUCAAAGCCCGCUUAUUUGCUUGACAUAGAGACGCUAUCGAGGUUCAGGGUGGAUGGACACGUAUCGGGUUAUAACGGAUACAACGGCACGGAUUGCGCGCAUUGGUGCCUUGCGGGUGUCCCGGACGCUUGGAACACCAUUCUCUCUGCAGCUCUUCUUCAAAAAAACAUAGGUUUUGGCACUCAAAAAUAGUAAUGGUUCUUGUUCUGGUCUCAUUAUUUUCAUUUCUUUUCCCACUAUCAUUAAUACUUCAUUUACACUGUAUUUACUAAGUUCUACCUUUGUUUCAAAAUGAAUGUCAUUGUACAUC